Molecule: messenger RNA, 1111 nt
Organism: Ananas comosus (pineapple)
Lineage: Eukaryota; Viridiplantae; Streptophyta; Magnoliopsida; Poales; Bromeliaceae
Product: GTP-binding protein SAR1A-like
Exons: 4
Coding region: 207-788 (193 amino acids)
Biological process (GO): intracellular protein transport; membrane organization; vesicle organization
Cellular component (GO): COPII vesicle coat; endoplasmic reticulum exit site
Molecular function (GO): GTP binding; GTPase activity
Source: RefSeq, a predicted model, not a curated record
CUCUCUCUCUCUCUCUCUCUCUCUCUCUCUCUCUCUCUCUCUCUCGUGGGGUUUCCUCUCUAGCCCCUUUCCCUCUCUCUCUCUAGGGCGACGAAUCGAUCUCCGACGAGGAGAAAGGGGGCUGCGAUCGCCGGAUCCGAUCGGCUCCGGCGAGGACCCGGCGAGAUCCGAUCGUCGCCUCGAGGGAUCCUCUUUUUGGGGAAGCGAUGUUCCUGGUCGAUUGGUUCUACGGCGUCCUCGCCUCGCUAGGGUUGUGGCAAAAGGAGGCGAAGAUCUUGUUCCUAGGGCUCGAUAAUGCGGGGAAGACGACGCUGCUUCACAUGCUCAAAGAUGAGAGGUUGGUUCAGCACCAGCCGACACAGUACCCAACGUCGGAGGAGCUGAGCAUUGGGAAGAUAAAAUUUAAGGCGUUUGAUUUGGGAGGCCAUCAGAUCGCUCGGCGUGUAUGGAAGGAUUACUAUGCCAAGGUUGACGCAGUGGUGUACCUUGUGGACGCAUUUGACAAGGAGCGGUUUGCGGAGUCUAAGAAAGAGCUCGACGCCCUGCUCUCUGACGAUGGGCUGGCCAACGUGCCAUUCCUCAUACUGGGCAACAAGAUUGACAUUCCAUACGCGGCAUCUGAGGAGGAGCUCCGCUACCACCUCGGCCUCAGCAACUUCACAACCGGCAAGGGCAAGGUCAACCUGGGGGACUCGAACGUCCGUCCCCUCGAGGUCUUCAUGUGCAGCAUCGUCCGCAAGAUGGGGUAUGGUGACGGCUUCAAGUGGCUCUCCCAGUACAUCAAGUAGGGUUUUCGCUAGGGUUUCGAUUUUGGUGUUAUCUUGAAUGAUCUAAAACACAAAGAAUUCCCAGCAGUGAUUUUUUUGGCAUGCCAUGGUCUUCUUCCUUUCCUCCUCUAUUUGACGGUGAUUGAUGAUAUUCUUCGUGUUUCUCUCUUUCUAUACCUUGUUCUUUUGUCGAUAGUUAUAUUUAACUGAUGAUACUGAAUCAGUGCGAAGCGGGUAAUUUGUUAAAAUUUGGUGCACUGUGGCCAUGCGAACUCAUUCAUUCCUGAAACAAUCAUUCUUUUAUUUUUCAAAUGUUUACAGCAGAUGAGAUUUAUGGUUUUCCA